AUGCCCAUCACAGGCGUCUUCUUCAUCCCCUCAAACCCCAACUCCUCCACCGUCCUCUCCACAAUCUCAGAACGCCUACACACCGUUCUCUCUGACGAACCUAUCCCCAUAGGCCGCUGGGCAUUAGAGCACAAGCUCAUGCGCGACACGCCAUCUUGUCUACCAGCAUCUGCAUCUCAGCGGCCCGCGCAGCCUCGGUGGAUGCAGUUUCUGUCGUUGUCGUAUCACCCAUUUCAUGGAUUUGUUUAUGCGUCGGAGGCGGAUAAGUCGCAGUUUGGUGGUGCGGCGCACGCACAACCGCAAGCACCGGGGCAACAACCACAGGCACAAGCACCAGGGGCCGUACCAGGGGCACCGCCGCAACAAUCUCAACUCCAACAACAACAGCCCCAAUCAACUCCAGGCCCAGGCACAAGCACAGCUACAGCUACAAACAGCGGAAUGAUAAUGACAACAGUCCCCCUCCCCUCCUCCGUAGCUCUCUUCCAACACUUCGUCUACGCCUGCCAACCCUUCUGGAGCCACCGCCACACCCACGCCAUCCCCGGCGGCAUGGUCUACGACAUUGGCGACUUCCGCGUGCGCAUCGGCGACGUGCGCCAGACGCAGCCCGUCGCGAGGAUUCGCGGGACUGUUGUUGAGGUUGAGUGGAGGGGUCCUUCGUUGUUGGAUUCGUUGAUGCAGAAUCACCCCGUGACAGAAACGCAGGAAAAUGGGGAAGAUGAUGAUUCGGGUAUUGAUGUUGGACUUGGGUUGAUUGAGGAGGCGGAUGUUGAUGCUGAGUUUGCGGCGACGGCGGGGUUGAUUAGGGAGUUUUGGGGGAGGUUGGGGGUUGAGGGGGCUAGGGAGGCGAUUCUUGUGCCGGAUGUGGGGAAAGAGGUUAAGGAGCAGUUGAGGAGGUGGAAGGCGCUGCAGCAGGAGGGUAAGAAGGAUGUCCAUGGUCAUGGGGUUGGGGAGGGUAAUGGGCAGCUGUUGGAUGAGGAUCCUGAUCCGCAGGCUGGUGUGGAUGUUGCGAGGCAGUUUAUGGAGAUUUUUAGGUUUAACCGGUGA
Aspergillus glaucus CBS 516.65 is the source of this 1050-nucleotide messenger RNA. RefSeq lists its product as uncharacterized. The transcript has 2 exons. NCBI's taxonomy places the organism in Eukaryota, Fungi, Ascomycota, Eurotiomycetes, Eurotiales, Aspergillaceae. The coding region runs from base 1 to 1050 and encodes 349 amino acids. The record is from RefSeq and is a predicted model, not a curated record. Gene Ontology annotation, molecular function: transcription coregulator activity. Gene Ontology annotation, biological process: regulation of transcription by RNA polymerase II. Gene Ontology annotation, cellular component: mediator complex.